AUGGGCAACGAGGCGAGCUUGGAAGGGGAAGGGCUUCCCGAAGGGCUGGCGGCGGCAGCAGCGGCGGCUGGAGGAGGGGCUGGCGGGGCGGGGAGCCCCUUGCACACCGUGACUCCGGCCGGCAUGGAGGCGGAUCUGAGCCAGCUGAGCGAAGAGGAGAGGAGACAGAUCGCUGCUGUCAUGUCAAGGGCGCAGGGGCUGCCCAAGGGAAGCAUUCCUCCGGCCUCUGCGGAGCUGCCUUCCAUGCACAGGAAACAAGAGCUGGAUAGUAGUCAAUCUCCAAAGCAACCAGGAAAACCGCCGGACCCUGGGCGUCCAGUUCAGCCUGGUCUCAGUAAAAGUAGAACUACAGACACUCUGAGGUCAGAGCAGAAAUUGCCUGGAAGGAGUCCUUCCACUAUUAGCUUGAAAGAAUCGAAAUCCAGAACUGAUUUUAAGGAAGAGCACAAGUCUAAUAUGAUGUCUGGCUUCCUCUCAGAGGUUAAUCCUUUAAGUGCUGUCUCCUCUGUUGUAAAUAAAUUCAGUCCUUUUGAUUUGAUAUCAGACCCUGAUGCCUCCCAGGAAGAAGCCGCCAAGAAACAAAAAAUAUCUCAGAAGGAACAAGGAAAACCUGAAGGAAUCACAAAGCCUCCAUCACAACAACAGUCACCCAAGCCAGUUCCUCAGCAGCCAGGACCUGUGAGGGCCUUGCUUCAGCAGGACGGUUCUCCCAAAUCAGUAUCUCCUCAGCAGCCAGAAAAAAUUAAAUCACAACCUCCAGAAACAGGAAAGCCAACUCAGGGUCUCACCCAGGCUCCUCAGACAGACCAGGCAAAAUUGCCACUUCAGAGAGAUGCAGCCAGGCCUCAGACUAAACAGACAGAUACAGUAAGGGGAGAGUCAGUUAAACCCUCGCUGCAAAGCCCAUCCAAGCCACCUAUUCACCAAGUAAGUCCUGGAAAGCCUCCAGCCCAGCAGCCUGGACCUGGAAAACUUUCCACACCACAGCCUGGGCCUGCAAAGCCCUCAGCUCAGCAGCCAGGGCCAACGAAGGCCCUAGCUCAACAGCCAGGGACCCCAAAGCCCCCAGCCCAGCCACCAGGAACAGCAAAGCCUGCAGCUCAGCAGCCUGGUCCAAAGUCUCCAGCUCAGCCUCCUGGGGCUGCAAAGACUCCAGCUCAGCCUCCUGGGCCUGCAAAGACUCCAGCUCAGCCUCCUGGGCCUGCAAAGACUGCAGCUCAGCCACCAGGGCCAGCAAAGCCCACGGCCCAACAGCUGGGGACAACGAAAUCCCCGGCUCACCAACCUGGGCCACAGUCUCCAGCUCAGCCACCUGGGCCUGCAAAGACUGCAGCUCAGCAGGUUGGGCCAGUGAAGCCUCAGGUCCAGCAGCCUGGGCCAGGCAAGACUCCAGCGCAACAGCCUGGCCCAAUGAAGCCCCCUCCUCAGCAGCCUGGUCCAGCAAAGCCCCCUCCUCAGCAAUCUACAAAACCAGUAAGCCAAACAGGGAAACCUCUGCAGCCACAAACUUUUCCAUCUGCAGCACAGACUCCAGUACAAGGCCUCCCCAAAACCAUCUGUCCUCUUUGCAAUACCACUGAACUUCUGUUGCAUGUUCCAGAAAAGGCCAAUUUUAACACAUGCACUGAGUGUCAAACCACUGUUUGUAGCCUCUGUGGUUUUAACCCUAAUCCUCAUUUAACUGAGAUAAAAGAGUGGCUCUGUUUAAACUGUCAGAUGCAGAGAGCUCUAGGAGGUGACCUGGCUCCAGUUCCAUCAUCACCCCAGCCCAAACCGAAGACCACCUCAGUUCCUACAUCAGCAGUGAGCAAGCCAACCUCACAGUCACAGCAGAUUUCUCCAAAGAAAGAUACUACACCCAAACAGGAUGUCUCAAAGGCACCUGAGUCUAAAAAGCCCCCACCACUAGUGAAACAGCCAACCCUUCAUGGCUCCCUCCCAGUCACAGCCCAGCAGCCUCCCGUGGCAGAGUCCUCCUCCAAGCCAGCCCCUCCCAAAGAGCCUUCGGUCCCAUCUGAACAGGCCAAGGUCUCCGUGGCUGAUGAUAAACCAAAGCAGCCCAAGACAGGAAAGCCAGCCACAGACAUUGUGUCUUCAUCGUCAACAGCAGCAAAACCGGAAAGCAGUCAAGAGAAAGCAAUUCCUUCUCUAAAACCAGACUCUGCCAAACCCUCACAGAGUUUUCCACCAACAGGAGAAAAAGUCACCCCAUUCGAUUCUAAAGUCAUACCUCGACCUGCAUCAGAUUCAAAACUUAUUUCACAUCCUGGGCCUAGUUCAGAGAGCAAAGGUCAAAAACAAGUUGAUUCAACUCAGAAGAGGGACGACCCCAAGAAAGCACAAACCAGAAUGAGUCCUAAGCCAGAUGCCAAGCCUAUGCCAAAAGGGGCACCAACACCCCAAGGUCCACGACCUUCCACUGGCCAAACUGCCCCAUCUCCACAGCCCCCGAAACCUCAGGAGCAGUCGAGACGUUUUAGUCUGAAUCUGGGAAGUAUUUCUGAUGUCCCUAAAUCACAGCCCACAACUCCUCAAGAAACAGUGACUGGGAAACUCUUUGGGUUUGGAGCAUCCAUUUUCAGCCAGGCAUCAAAUCUUAUCUCCACAGCAGGCCAGCCUGGGUCUCAUUCACAGGGUGGGCCAGUGGCCCCGACAAAACAAGUCCCUCCUUCACAGCCACCUACUUCUCAGGGGCCACCCAAAUCCUCAGCACCACCUGCACCUGCAAAGGUUAUACCUGUGAAAAAGGAAACCAAAGCUCCAGUAGCUGAAAAAUUAGAGCCCAAAGCUGAACAAGUUUCAACAGUAAAAAGAACAGAAACAGAAAAGAAGCCUCUGCCUACUAAGGACAGUAAACCUUCAACAGCCGAGCCUCAAAAAGCUGUUCUUCCCCCCAAACUGGAGGAAACCCCCAAACCAGAAUCAGCCUGUCCUCUCUGCAAAACUAAACUCAACAUAGGUUCUGAGGAUCCUCCUAACUUCAAUACUUGCACUGAAUGCAAGAAACAAGUGUGUAAUCUCUGUGGAUUUAACCCUACACCACACUUGACUGAGAUUCAGGAAUGGCUUUGUUUAAAUUGCCAGACCCAGAGAGCAAUAUCAGGACAGCUUGGAGACAUGGGCAAAAUGCCACCUACACAGACAGGACCAAAAGCCUCUCCUAUGCCUGUCCCUACAGAACAACCGUCUCAGAAAAUAGUAAUGCCUGCCCAGGUAAAAGUGAAAAAGAGGGAACAAGAAGAAAAAACUGAAGGUGAAAAAAUCAUUCCAGAAGAAGUGAAAGAAACACCUUCAGUUGAAAAAAUUCCCCCGAAGGGAACCACAGAGCAAAUCCGAGAAGAGAGUAAACUAGAGAAAGACAAAACUUCAGCCCCUCAAGAAAAGAAGCCAACCUCUGAAGACAAAAAGCCACUCCUAGAAGAAAAAAAGCCACCUCUUGAAGAAAAAAAGCCAACUCUUAAAGACAAAAGGCCAGCUCUUGAAGACAAAAAGUUACCCCCAGGAGCAAAAACAUUAGCUCUAGAGGAGGAACAGAAGUAUGACUUACUUAAAACUCAAGUACAGAUUGCUGAAGAAAAACCUGAAGGCAGAGUGGCUCCAGAGGCAGUGCAAGAAAAGAAACAACCACUGACCAAGAUGGAAGAUUUACCAUCUGGCACACCUCAGAGUUUGUCUAAGAAAGAUGAUGGGAUGACUCAAAAAAUAAAAGAACAACCACAGGCAGCAUGCUCGGCAAAGCCUGAUCAGAUGGAACCUAGGAAGGAAAAAACAGAAAAGGAAGAUGACAAAUCAGACACUUCAAGUAUUCAGCAGCCGAAAAGCCCACAAGGUCUGAGUGACACAGGAUAUUCUUCUGAUGGAAUAUCAAGUUCGCUUGGUGAAAUUCCAAGUCUUAUUCCCAGUGAUGAAAAGGAUUUGCUCAAGGGACUCAAAAAGGACUCCUUUUCACAAGAAAGCAGCCCAUCCAGCCCCUCAGAUUUGGCUAAGUUAGAAAGUAUGGUCCUAUCCAUUUUGGAAGCUCAGGCAAGUACACUUGAAGAAAAGUCAGAAAAGAAAACAGAACCCCGCGAGGUUUCUCCUGAGCAGCCUAAGGACCAACAGAAAACUCAGAGUGUAGCCGAAACACUGGAAUCUACAGUUUCAGAGGAGCUUAAAGAGAGUCAAGAAGUAAAAGACACUGUUAAGAAAGAGAGCCAACAAGACAUCCCUUCCAGAAAGGACCAUGAAGAAAAGUCUGAAUUUGUUGAUGAGUUGCCUACUAGAAGGCAGCCGUAUGAUUCAAUUGAAGACAGUAGCGAAAGUGAAAACUCACCUGUUCCACAAAGAAAACGGAGAACUAGUGUUGGUUCAUCAAGCAGCGAUGAAUAUAAACAUGAAGAUAGUCAAGGAUCAGGUGAAGAAGAAGACUUCAUUCGAAAGCAAAUCAUAGAAAUGAGUGCUGAUGAAGAUGCUUCAGGUUCUGAAGAUGAUGAGUUCAUUAGGAACCAGCUCAAAGAGAUUAGUAGUAGUAUUGAAAGCCAGAAGAAGGAAGAAACCAAAGGGAAGGGAAAAGGAACAGCAGGGAAACACAGGCGACUGACGCGAAAAAGUAGUGCAAGCUUUGAUGAUGAUGCAGGGAGACGCCAUUCAUGGCAUGAUGAAGACGAUGAGACCUUUGAUGAAAGUCCUGAACUUAAAUACAGAGAAACUAAAAGUCAGGAGAGUGAAGAACUUGUAGUUGCCGGAGGAGGAGGGCUACGUCGAUUUAAAACGAUUGAACUCAAUAGCACGAUCGCAGAUAAAUACUCUGCAGAGUCAUCACAGAAAAAAACAGCUUUGUACUUUGAUGAAGAGCCAGAAUUAGAAAUGGAAAGCUUGACAGACUCUCCGGAAGAUCGGUCAAGGGGGGAAGGAUCUUCUAGUCUUCAUGCUUCCAGCUUCACUCCUGGCACAUCCCCUACAUCAGUUUCGUCACUUGAUGAGGACAGCGACAGUAGCCCGAGUCACAAAAAAGGAGAGAGCAAACAGCAACGCAAAGCUCGACACAGAUCGCAUGGCCCUCUUUUACCUACGAUUGAAGAUUCUUCAGAGGAAGAAGAAUUGAGAGAGGAAGAAGAAUUAUUGAAGGAGCAAGAAAAGCAACGGGAAUUAGAACAGCAGCAAAGAAAGAGUUCUAGUAAGAAAUCAAAGAAAGACAAAGAUGAACUUCGAGCUCAGAGAAGGAGGGAAAGACCAAAGACACCACCCAGUAAUCUCUCUCCCAUCGAAGAUGCGUCUCCAACAGAAGAAUUACGUCAGGCUGCAGAAAUGGAGGAGCUCCAUCGAUCUUCUUGUUCUGAAUAUUCACCUAGCAUAGAGUCAGACCCAGAAGGCUUUGAAAUAAGCCCAGAAAAGAUAAUCGAAGUACAAAAAGUUUAUAAAUUGCCCACAGCUGUGUCUUUAUACUCACCGACAGAUGAGCAAUCUAUUAUGCAGAAAGAAGGUAGCCAAAAGGCAUUAAAAAGCGCUGAGGAGAUGUAUGAAGAAAUGAUGCAUAAAAGCCAGAAAUAUAAAGCUUUUCCAGCUGCAAGUGAACGAGAUGAAAUGUUUGAAAAAGAGCCUUUGUACGGUGGGAUGUUAAUAGAGGAUUAUAUUUAUGAGUCUUUAGUAGAGGACACAUACAAUGGUUCCAUUGACAGCAGUCUGCUCACGAGGCAAGAAGAAGAAAAUGGAUUUUUACAGCAGAGAGGGAGAGAGCAAAAAAUAAGACUUCCAGAACAGAUUUAUGAAGAUCCCAUGCAGAAAAUUACAGACCUUCAGAAAGAGUUUUAUGAGCUAGAAAGCUUACAUGCUGUUUUGCCUCAAGAAGACAUUGUUUCAAGCUCUUUUAUCAUCCCAGAAAGCCAUGAGAUUGUGGAUCUGGGUAGUAUGGUAUCUUCUACCAGUGAAGAAAAGCAAUUAUUAGAUGCUGAUGCUGCCUAUGAAGAACUCAUAAAAAGAAAACAGAUGCAAUUAACACCUGGAUCCAGCCCAACCCAGCCCCCCAUCAGGGAUGAUAUGACAGAGUCUACUGUGGACUUUGACAGGGUGCCUGAUGCAUCUUUGACAUCAAGUGUUCUCUCUGGAGCAUCUCUUACAGAUUCGACCAGCAGUGCAACACUCUCCAUCCCAGAUGUUAAAAUAACCCAACAUUUUUCAACAGAAGAAAUUGAGGAUGAAUAUGUGACUGAUUAUACAAGAGAAAUUCAAGAGAUAAUUGCUCAUGAGUCACUGAUUUUGACCUACUCUGAGCCUUCAGAAAGUGCUACAUCUGCCCCACCCUCUGACACACCCUCUCUCACAUCAUCUGUUUCUUCAGUUUGUACCACAGAUAGCUCCUCGCCCAUUACUACCCUGGAUAGCAUAACCACAGUUUAUACUGAGCCAGUGGACAUUGUAACUAAAUUUGAAGAUUCUGAGGAAAUUUCUUCAUCAACAUAUUUCCCAGGCAGCAUUAUAGACUAUCCAGAAGACAUAUCUUUAGAUCGGACUACCAUACCAGAUGGUAGAACUAGUGCUGAUCACAUUGUGAUUUCCUUAUCUGAUAUGGAGCCUUCUCUCAUAGAAUCUGUAGGAACUAAACUUGAGGGGCUAAUUGCUGACACUAUUUCCACUGACUUAUCUGUAUCUGAAAAAGAGCCAGUGAAGAAAGCCAAGAAGGAAACAGGGGAUGGAAUUAUUCUGGAAGUUUUGGAAGCUUACAGAGAUACAAGGAAGGAGUCAGAGGCUGAACUAACAAAAAUUAGCCUAUCUGAAACUGUGUUUGAUCAGACACCUUCUUCGCUAACAGCCCUUCCAAUGAAGGAGCAGGUUUCAACUACAUGCUUUUUAUCUGAAGACGUUUUUGGUCAAGCAAAGCCUGCAUCUCAGCUGCCAUCUGGCACUCCUUCUAUCUCCUGUCUUCCAACUAAAGCUCGUCCAUUCCUUCGAAGCUCUUCUUUGGACACAUCAGCCCAACCUCCUCCCCCACCUCCUCCUCCCCCACCCCCUCCUCCCCCUCCACCCCCUCCUCCUCCCCCACCUCUUCCUCCACCAACCUCACCUAAACCAACUAUUCAUCCUAAAAAAAAAUUAACGGUUCCAGCUCCAGUGACUGCGACUACUGCAGCUACACCUCUAGUAGAUUCUGUUACUACAGUAGAGACCACAGCUGCUCCAAGAAAUAAUGGGUUACCUAUAACAAAAAUAUGUACCACUGUACCUCCUCCUGUUCCACCUAAGCCAUCUUCAGUUCCAUCUGGACUUGUAUUUACACAUAGACCUGAGCAAACCAAACCUCCAGUUGCCCCUAAACCAGCAGUUCCUGAACCUCCAUUCACUACCGCAAAACCAACAGAUACUCAGCCCAAACCAACAGGUCUACCUAUAACUUCAAAUAUGACAUUAAAUUUAGUGACUUCAGCAGAUUAUAAAUUGCCUUCCCCUACCUCUCCGCUUUCCCCUCACUCUAACAAGUCCUCGCCAAGAUUUUCCAAGUCCCUCAUGGAAACUUAUGUGGUUAUCACAUUGCCAUCUGAACCUGGGACUCCAACAGAUUCUUCAGGGACUCAGGUUAUUACCAGCUGGCCUUUGGGAUCACCCCCCAAAGAUCUGAUUUCCAUUGAGCCAGUAUUUUCUGUAGUUCCUCCUAUGACAGCUACAGAAAUUUCAAGUUCUUCACAACAGAGCUUGUACAUCUCAGGAGCUUUGGAGACAUUUUCUGCUAUCCCUGUCACAACACUAUCUUCAUUUCAAGAACCCCCAGCUUCAGUUACACAGUUUCUCCCAGCUGAAGUUUCCAAGGCUGAGUUUUCAACAGCCAAAAGUACAAUUGCUAGUACUGGUCUCAGCAGUGUCUCUAUAUCCAUUCCUCCAGAGCCUCUUGCUCUAGAUCACCUCCAUUUAGAGAAACAACAGUAUAAAGAAAAUGUCAAGUUGCAACUUGUUGGUGAUGCUAUUGAUCUGCGUACAGUACCCAAAGUAGAAGUUAAAGUAACUGAAAAAUGUAUGGAUCUUUCUGCUUCCAUGAUGGAUGUGAAGAGGCAGACCACAAGUGAAAUGUAUGGGAGACAAAUUAGUGCUGUCCAGCCCUCUAUUAUAAAUCUCAGUGCAACUUCAUUAGGAGUGACUCCAAUAUCCCUGGUCACCGAGACAGUGACUGUUGUCACGUGCACAGCUACUGCAAGUUACACCACAGGCACAGAAAGCCUAGUGGGUCUAGAACAUGCAACAGCAAUGCCACUCCAGCUCACUACAUCAAAGCAUGUAGAGCCCCCAUGCAGGGUACCAAGUGGCCAGGCCUUUCCUACAGUUAGGGAGGAAGCGCCAAUAAACUUAUCUUUAAGCACUUCUGUACACCCAAUGACAUCAGCUCUUACAAAACCCAUUACUGCACCUCCUGUUGGUGUCACAAAUGGAUGGACUGAUAGCGCCACAUCACAGGGCAUCACUGAUGGGGAAGUAGUGGAUCUCAGUACCUCAAAGUCUCAUAGAACUGUUGUAACAAUGGAUGAAGCUACUUCAAAUGUGGUGACCAAAAUAAUAGAAGAUGAUGAAAAACCUGUUGAUCUGACUGCAGGAAGAAGAGCUGUGUGCUGUGAUGUGGUUUAUAAGUUACCUUUUGGAAGGAGCUGCACGACACAGCAGCCUGCAACGACUCUUCCACAAGAUCGUUUUGGUUACAGGGAUGAUCACUAUCAAUAUGAUCGAGCAGGGCCAUAUGGUUAUAGAGGGAUUGGGGGAAUGAAACCUUCCAUGUCUGACACUAAUUUAGCAGAAGCUGGACAUUUUUUCUAUAAAAGUAAGAAUGCUUUUGAUUAUUCUGGAGGAACUGAUGCAGCAGUAGAUCUAACUUCAGGGAGAAUGACUACAGGUGAGGUAAUGGAUUAUUCAAGCAAGACUACAGGUCCAUAUCCAGAAACACGACAAGUCAUUUCAGGAGUUGGGAUUAGUACCCCACAGUAUUCCACAGCAAGAAUGACUCCACCUCCAGGACCUCAGUAUGGUGUGGGGAGUGUUUUGAGGUCAUCUAAUGGUGUUGUCUAUUCUUCAGUAGCAACUCCAAUUCCUUCCACAUUUGCUAUCACCACACAACCUGGCUCCAUUUUCAGCAGCUCCAUGAGGGAUUUGUCUGGUGUGCACACAACUGACGCUGUGACUUCAUUAUCCGCCCUGCACCAGAGCCAGCCAAUGCCUAGAUCAUAUUUCUUGACAACAGGGGCAUCUGAAACAGACAUUGCAGUGACUGGUGUUGAUAUCAAUGCCAGUUUGCAAACGAUCCCUAUGGAGACUCUGACAGCUGAGACGAUGGACUCAGUUCCCACUUUCACCACAGCAUCUGAAGUAUUUUCUGAAGUGGGAGAGGAAAGUGCGCUUUUAAUCGUCCCCGAAGAAGGUAAGAAACAACAGCAACUGGACUUGGAGCGUGAGCUCUUGGAACUGGAGAAAAUUAAGCAGCAGCGUUUUGCUGAGGAAUUAGAGUGGGAACGGCAGGAAAUUCAAAGGUUCCGAGAACAGGAAAAGCUCAUGGUUCAAAAAAAGCUGGAGGAGCUGCAGUCAAUGAAGCAGCACCUCCUGUAUCAGCAAGAAGAGGAGCGGCAAGCCCAGUUCAUCAUGAGACAGGAGACGUUAGCGCAGCAACAGUUGCAGCUGGAGCAGAUCCAGCAGCUGCAGCAACAGCUUCACCAGCAGCUCGAGGAGCAAAAGAUCCGUCAGAUCUACCAGUAUAACUAUGACCCUUCUGGAACCGCUUCUCCACAAACCACGACAGAGCAGGCCAUUCUGGAAGGUCAGUAUGCUGCCCCAGAAGGUGGUCAGUUUUGGGCAACCGAAGAUACCACCACCACAGCCUCUGCUGUGGUGGCGAUUGAAAUACCACCAAGCCAAGGAUGGUACACUGUUCAGUCGGAUGGGGUUACUCAGUACAUUGCCCCACCUGGCAUCCUGAGUACUGUUUCAGAAAUACCUCUGACAGACGUGGUUGUGAAAGAGGAGAAGCAACCCAAAAAGAGAAGUUCUGGAGCUAAAGUCCGCGGCCACUAUGAUGAGAUGGGGGAAAAUCUGGCAGAUGAUCCCCGCUGCUUUAAAAAGAUAGUGGACAGCGGGGUACAAACUGACGAUGAAGAUGCUGCGGAUCGGAGUUACGUGAGUAGGAGGAGGAGAACUAAAAAGAGUGUCGAUACAAGCGUCCAAACGGACGAUGAAGAUCAGGAUGAAUGGGGUAUGCCUACUAGAUCGAGGAGAAAAGCUCGCGCAGGGAAAUACGGUGACAGCACUACAGAGGCAGACAAGGCCAAACUCCCUUCCAAAGUCUCCAGUAUAGCAGUUCAAACAGUAGCAGAGAUAUCUGUGCAAACUGAACCAGUCGGAACCAUAAGAACGCCUUCGAUACGGGCACGCGUGGAUGCCAAGGUAGAAAUAAUUAAACACAUUUCAGCACCAGAAAAGACUUACAAAGGGGGCAGUUUAGGAUGUCAAACAGAAGCAGAUUCAGACACACAAAGUCCUCAAUAUCUGGGUGCCACAUCUCCACCCAAAGACAAGAAACGCCCAACACCUUUAGAGAUUGGUUAUUCAUCUCACCUUCGGGCAGAUUCCACAUUACAGCUGGCUCCUUCCCCACCCAAAUCUCCAAAAGUCCUUUAUUCACCCAUCUCACCACUUUCACCAGGCAAAGCCUUAGAAUCAGCCUUUGUACCUUAUGAGAAACCCCUCCCUGAUGAUAUAAGUCCACAGAAAGUACUGCACCCCGAUAUGGCUAAAGUUCCCCCAGCAAGUCCUAAGACAGCCAAGAUGAUGCAACGCUCCAUGUCUGACCCCAAGCCUCUGAGUCCAACAGCAGACGAAAGUUCCAGGGCUCCUUUUCAGUAUACCGAGGGCUACACGACAAAAGGUUCUCAAACCACGACACCCUCUGGCACUCAGAAAAAAGUGAAGAGAACUCUGCCAAACCCACCUCCCGAGGAGACCGCCACAGGAGCUCAGUCAACAUACAGCACAGUGGGCACAGUUUCCAGGAGAAGGAUCUGCAGAACCAACACGAUGGCACGAGCCAAGAUUCUCCAGGAUAUAGACAGAGAGCUUGAUCUAGUGGAGAGAGAAUCUGCAAAGCUUAGAAAGAAACAAGCCGAACUUGAUGAGGAAGAGAAGGAGAUUGAUGCCAAGUUACGGUACCUGGAAAUGGGGAUUAACAGGAGGAAAGAGGCAUUGUUAAAGGAGAGAGAAAAGAGAGAGAGAGCCUACCUCCAGGGAGUAGCUGAGGAUCGUGAUUACAUGUCUGACAGUGAGGUCAGCAGCACCAGACCAACCCGAAUCGAAAGUCAGCAUGGCAUAGAGCGACCGAGAACUGCUCCCCAAACUGAGUUCAGCCAGUUUAUACCACCACAAACCCAAACAGAAUCUCAGCUAGUUCCCCCUACAAGUCCUUAUACCCAAUACCAGUACUCUUCCCCUGCUCUUCCUACCCAAGCACCCACCCCAUACACCCAACAAUCCCACUUUCAGCAACAGACUCUGUACCAUCAGGAAGUUUCACCUUAUCAGACUCAGCCAACCUUCCAAGCUGUGGCAACGAUGUCCUUCACACCUCAAGCUCAACCUACACCAACACCACAACCUGCUUAUCAGUUACCAUCACAGAUGAUGGUGAUACAACAAAAGCCCCGGCAAACUGCGUUAUAUUUGGAGCCCAAGAUAACUUCAAACUAUGAGGUGAUUCGCAACCAACCCCUGAUGAUAGCACCUGUUUCUACGGAUAAUACAUAUGCUGUUUCCCACCUUGGUAGUAAGUACAACAGCUUAGACUUGAGAAUAGGAUUGGAGGAAAGAAGUAGCAUGGUAAGCAGCCCAAUAUCAAGCAUAUCUGCAGAUUCUUUCUAUGCAGAUAUUGACCAUCAUACUCCACGAAAUUAUGUCUUAAUUGAUGACAUUGGAGAGAUUACAAAAGGUACAGCCGCUUUAAGCACUGCGUUUAGCCUUCAUGAAAAAGAUCUGUCAAAAACAGACCGUCUCCUUCGAACCACUGAGACACGUAGGUCUCAAGAAGUGACGGAUUUCCUAGCACCUCUGCAGACUUCUUCCAGAUUGCAUAGUUAUGUGAAAGCAGAGGAAGACCCGAUGGAGGAUCCUUAUGAGUUAAAGCUUCUGAAACAUCAGAUUAAACAAGAAUUCCGUAGAGGCGCAGAGAGCUUAGAUCAUCUCGCCGGUCUUUCCCAUUAUUACCAUGCCGAUACUAGCUAUAGACAUUUUCCAAAAUCUGAAAAGUAUAGCAUUAGUAGACUCACACUUGAAAAACAAGCAGCAAAACAACUACCAGCAGCCAUACUUUAUCAAAAGCAGUCAAAACAUAAGAAAUCACUAAUUGACCCUAAAAUGUCCAAAUUUUCACCUAUUCAAGAAAGUAGAGACCUUGAACCUGAUUAUUCGAGCUAUAUGACUUCUAGCAGUUCAUCUAUUGGUGGCAUUUCUUCCAGGGCAAAGCUUCUUCAAGACGAUAUCACUUUUGGCCUCAGAAAAAAUAUUACAGACCAACACAAAUUUUUGGGAUCAUCUCUUGGCACAGGGCUGGGCACAUUAGGAAAUACCAUACGGUCAGCUCUGCAGGAUGAAGCAGAUAAGCCAUACAGCAGUGGCAGCAGGUCCAGACCUUCUUCCAGACCUUCCUCUGUCUACGGGCUUGAUUUGUCAAUUAAAAGAGAUUCUUCCAGCUCUUCUCUAAGACUGAAAGCUCAAGAGGCGGAAGCUCUAGAUGUUUCCUUUAGUCAUGCAUCACCCUCUGGCAGAACUAAGCCUACCAGUUUGCCGAUUAGCCAGAGUAGAGGAAGAAUACCAAUUGUGGCCCAGAAUUCUGAAGAGGAAAGUCCACUCAGUCCUGUUGGCCAGCCAAUGGGAAUGGCCAGGGCUGCAGCUGGACCCCUGCCACCAAUAUCUGCAGACACCAGGGAUCAGUUUGGAUCAAGUCACUCAUUGCCUGAAGUUCAACAGCACAUGAGAGAAGAAUCACGGACUCGAGGCUACGACCGUGACAUAGCUUUCAUCAUGGAUGACUUCCAACAUGCCAUGUCAGACAGUGAAGCCUAUCACCUGCGUCGUGAAGAAACAGAUUGGUUUGACAAACCCAGGGAGUCUCGUUUGGAAAAUGGACACGGUCUGGAUAGAAAACUGCCAGAAAGGUUGGUCCACUCUAGACCACUCAGUCAACAUCAAGAGCAAAUUAUACAGAUGAACGGGAAAACUGUGCACUACAUCUUUCCUCAUGCAAGGAUAAAAAUAACAAGAGACUCCAAGGAUCACACAGUUUCAGGUAAUGGAUUAGGAAUUAGAAUUGUGGGUGGUAAAGAAAUCCCUGGACAUAGUGGAGAAAUUGGAGCUUAUAUUGCCAACAUUCUUCCUGGGGGAAGUGCAGAACAGACAGGGAAACUUGUAGAAGGCAUGCAAGUAUUGGAAUGGAAUGGAAUUCCUUUAACUUCUAAAACAUAUGAAGAAGUGCAGAGUAUCAUUAGUCAGCAAAGUGGGGAAGCAGAAAUAUGUGUAAGACUGGACCUCAGUAUGCUAUCAGAUUCUGAAAAUCCCCAGCACCUAGAACUUCAUGAACCACCAAAAGCUGUGGAUAAAGCGAAAUCCCCAGGGGUUGAUCCUAAGCAGUUGGCUGCAGAGCUCCAGAAGGUCUCGCUACAGCAGUCACCACUGGUUCUGUCAUCCGUCGUUGAAAAAGGAUCUCACGUUCAUUCAGGUCCUACAUCAGCAGGAUCCAGUUCUGUUCCCAGCCCUGGGCAACCAGGGUCACCCUCAGUGAGCAAAAAGAAACACAGCAGCAGCAAGCCUACUGAUGCAGCAAAGGUUGUCUCUCAUCCAAUUACGGGGGAAAUUCAGCUUCAAAUCAACUAUGAUCUUGGAAAUCUCAUAAUACAUAUUCUCCAAGCAAGAAACCUUGUCGCUCGAGACAACAAUGGUUACUCAGACCCCUUUGUUAAAGUGUACCUUCUUCCAGGGCGAGGUCAAGUCAUGGUUGUCCAGAAUGCAAGUGCUGAGUACAAGAGAAGGACUAAAUAUGUUCAGAAAAGUCUUAAUCCUGAGUGGAAUCAAACAGUAAUUUAUAAAAGUAUCUCCAUGGAACAGCUCAAGAAGAAAACACUGGAGGUGACAGUCUGGGAUUAUGAUAGAUUUUCUUCCAAUGAUUUUCUUGGUGAGGUAUUGAUUGAUUUAUCUAGCACAUCUCACCUCGAUAACACACCUAGGUGGUAUCCUCUCAAAGAACAGACUGAAAGCAUUGAUCAUGGCAAGUCCCAUUCCAGUCAAAGCAGCCAGCAGUCCCCAAAGCCGUCUGUCAUCAAAAGCAGAAGCCAUGGUAUCUUCCCUGACCCAUCCAAGGACAUGCAGGUUCCCACCAUUGAGAAAUCCCAUAGUAGUCCCGGUAGCUCGAAAUCCUCAUCCGAAGGCCAUCUCCGCUCUCAUGGACCAUCUCGCAGUCAAAGCAAAACCAGCGUCACUCAGACCCACCUGGAAGAUGCAGGGGCUGCUAUAGCCGCUGCCGAAGCCGCCGUGCAACAACUCCGCCUUCAACCAACCAAGCCCACCAAUCACCGGCCUGCAGAAAGCUCCGUGUCCACUGGCUCCUCGGGCAGCAGCUUUGGCAGUGGGUAUAGCGUGGACAGUGAAGGAAGCAGCAGCACUGCAGGGGACACUAAUCUAUUUCCUAUUCCAAGGACAGGAAAGAUGGGGCAGAAUGGGCAGGAGACUAUAAAACAGCCAGGAGUAGGCGUAGGACUAGCAGACACUGAAGUUAAAACUCAGGUAAUGGGAGAAAUCAAGAUUGCAUUGAAGAAAGAAAUGAAGACAGAUGGGGAACAACUCAUAGUUGAAAUCCUCCAAUGCAGAAAUAUCACCUACAAAUUUAAAUCUCCUGAUCACUUACCAGAUUUAUAUGUGAAAAUAUAUGUGAUGAACAUUUCUACCCAGAAAAAGGUGAUCAAGAAAAAAACAAGAGUAUGUAGACAUGAUCGAGAGCCUUCAUUCAAUGAAACUUUUAGAUUCAGCCUAAAUCCUGCUGGACAUUCUCUUCAGAUUUUACUUUUUUCCAAUGGAGGGAAGUUUAUGAAAAAGACCUUGAUUGGUGAAGCCUGUAUCUGGCUAGACAAAGUGGAUCUCAGAAAAAGAAUAGUCAACUGGCACAAACUUUUGGUCAGUCCUACUCAAACCCACUGA
This is a messenger RNA of Kogia breviceps (pygmy sperm whale), 15177 nucleotides long. It is a transcript of the gene PCLO, whose product is annotated as piccolo presynaptic cytomatrix protein. Gene Ontology annotation, cellular component: cytoskeleton of presynaptic active zone; axon; glutamatergic synapse. Gene Ontology annotation, biological process: presynaptic active zone assembly; protein localization to synapse. Gene Ontology annotation, molecular function: structural constituent of presynaptic active zone; metal ion binding; protein binding. Lineage: Eukaryota; Metazoa; Chordata; Mammalia; Artiodactyla; Physeteridae. The record is from RefSeq and is a predicted model, not a curated record.